UAGCAUCCAGUCCUCCGAGCUGGAGGACGGCGGACAGUACCGGUUUGAAGCCACUAACUCUGUCGGGACCUGCAGCUGUACAGUCACACUGCUUGUUCUAGGUUUGUAAAAUUACUCUUAAACUCUGGUUAGAACAAAUAUUUAGUGUUUUUUCGUUGACUCUAAUUAUCUUCUGGUAUCACUUUAAACAGAAGAAGUAAUUCCUCCGACGUUCGCUAGGAAGUUAACAAACAUUCAAGCCGUUAUGGGCUCGGUGGUCACCAUGGAGUGCAAAGUGUCCGGUUCUCUUCCGAUAUCAGUGGAAUGGAGCAAAGGGAAGGAAAAGAUCAGCCAGAGCUCCAAAUAUGAACUUGUGCACAUUGAAAACACGUCGUCGCUGCAGUUCAAGCUGAGCGAGGCUGCUGAUACGGGAGAAUAUUCCUGCAGAGCUACCAACGCAGCAGGCAGCUGUGUGUGCAGUGGAGUCCUCACAGCUAAAGUGCCUCCGAGGUUUGUAGCUGAGCCCCGGUCUCAGGCUGUUACUCCAAAGUCUACUGCACUCUUCACAAGUGUGUUUGAAGGAACGCCUCCAUUUGUGGUGAAAUGGUUCAAGGAUGACCUUGAACUCAUCACGGGGCCUUCAUGUACCAUCACACUGGAGGAAUAUUCCUCCUCUGUAGAGCUCCGCUCGGUCGGGACGACGCAGGCUGGAAGUUAUUCUUGCCGAGUUAUUAACGAAGCCGGCGCGGUGGGAAGUGCAGCAGAGUUGUUGGUGAAAGGUUGGACUCGUCUUUUUUUCUCGUCCAUCAUCAAUUAACUCCAUCUUUUUUCUGCAUUCUCACAGCUCCUCUGUCUUCACUUCCUCUUCCUCACCACCUCACCUUUUCUUUUCUCACCAGGAAUAAUCUCCAUCCUCCAUCCGUGACAUUGA
This is a messenger RNA of Sebastes umbrosus (honeycomb rockfish), 910 nucleotides long. Its product is annotated as titin-like. Bases 245 to 796 code for a protein of 183 amino acids. Lineage: Eukaryota; Metazoa; Chordata; Actinopteri; Perciformes; Sebastidae. The transcript is spliced from 2 exons. The record is from RefSeq and is a predicted model, not a curated record.